ACAGUCGUGAAGUCACUGCAGGAUGAGACUAUACAAUGAUUUGUUUUAAUGUUUGCACGCUUCCACUAUUAAUUAUACGAAUAUGUUAUGUAAUUACCUGUUUUGUGAUAGUAAGUUCUUUGUUAGGUUAAGUGAAAUUGUAGUUUAAAUGUUUACACUUCACUCGCAACGAUUGCGUAGGAGGUUAAGUGCUCCAACAUCUGGCUCCGCUCGUCGGAGAGCCAGGGAGCGUCGUAGAGCAGAACAGACUCGUGAGGAAGGGGAACGGUUAGCGCGUGAGCGACGUGAGAAUAGAGCCAGGGAGAAACUCGAGCAACAGCGGCAGGCCCGCGAAGAGCUGGCGUCAUAUGAACCGUGGGGCCGCGCAGGCGGCGGAGCGCCCAAUCCACAAGGAGUGAGGUUUUCUAAUAUACGUGCAAGAGGAAUUUAUCCUGAAGAUGAACUAAGGGGUGUAUCUCAGUACGAACCUUGUUAUCGUUGGCCAACGACACCGAGGCGUAUUACACGUCGUACACCACUGCGACUACGUGAAGAUCCUCAGCUAUGCUUUGCAGACAACUUGCGCCGGAGCGUUGAUAAUGACAUUCGUUACAAACAAACUCCUGAUCAGCAGCAGAGUUACAAACAGGUUUUAGAUGAUAUGGUUAAUAAAAGAAAAAAAGCUGUAAAAGAUGAAUUAAGAAAAAAAUUGGAAUACGAGCGCAAAAUGCACAACAUGGAAGGACCAUGGGGUAGACCGGGUCCUGGAGGAACGACUUGGAGGAACCCUCGUGAUGUUGGAUUAAAUUUCACAAAGUCUAUGGGUUGGACAGACAAUGAAACUUUUAAUAAAAUGAAAGGGGAUCAUAAGCGCUAUAAAAGAUCUUCGCUUACUUUACCUCAAGUAAAGAGAGAUGAUGAUUUGAAAGAAAAUAACCCACCAGAAGCCGAAAACAUAAAAUCUUCAAACGUUGAUAAAUUGCCCGAUAUAAACCAUACGAAUAGUGCUAAUGGACAGACACAAGAAGAAAAAGAAAAGAAAUGUGAAAAUGACUUAACAAAAGUUAAUGGGACAAUCGUAAAAUCUACUAAUGGUAACAAUAGCAAAGGAAAACGGAGUCCAACAAAAAAAUUUGUCAAAAGAUUAUCUAACGGUGAUAGAGUGAUGCGGACCGUGCCUGACGAAGAUCAUGAAACGAGACCUUCUAAAAAUGGUGAAUCAGUCCAAUUAUUGGAAAAAAAAUCAACUCCUGAAGCGUCGAUUUUAAAAUUAACGGGAGGGAUCGAAUUGGUGCCACUUUUUGCGAGAAGAAGAAGAGUUGGUGCUCGUACUUUGCCUUCUAGUGAUGUCACGCGACCACCCGAACAAUAUUGUCAGUGGCGUGAAAUAUUAAAUGUUGACUAUCUAAGAGAAUUAAAACAUCAAAUGCGAGUAAAAAGUGAGCAGAAAGAGGAGAGUCGUCGUGAUUCAGCGGAGAGUGUUCGCAGGCACCAUGAAACUUGGGCUUCGCUGUGGGGAAGGCCCGGUCAUGGUGCCCCACAACGUGGACGAUAUGCUAGAAGUAACCUCGCUCAAUUGCUCUACGUUACACCUAUAGCCAAUGGGCGUUAAUAAUUAUUGACACUAAUGCCUCGAAAGCAACAAUUAUCUUGUUUUAUGUAUCAUAGUUCUGUCAGUUCCAUAAAAUAACUUAUUGGUGUUAAAGCACCUUCACAGUAACAUUACCUAAUAGUGGCAUUUUAUUAGAAAAUACGCAAACCACAAUAAUAGUUAUUAUGAGAAUUUCGUCAAAAUUUACAACUUAUUACUUUUAGACGUAUAGCUAAUGGACCAAUCCACCAAAAUAGGUUUUAAUGUGUGUAUAAAUAUAUAAUCAGUAGGCAUUUGGAUGUAUUUCAUUUUGUCAGACAUUUAGAUACUUAUAUGUACCUAAAAUUUAAUGACAAGUUUUAGAAAAAUAAAAUAGUAUGCAGAUACUUUUUAUAAAAAAUUAAGUAUAACAAUUAUGUAGUCACAUUGUAAUGUAUAGCUUAAAUAAGUAAAUACUCGUAUUUAUACAAGAUAGCUAAUAGGCAAUUAGAUAAAUUUAUACUGGCGCUACGGCGUAAAGAUAUUAAUGAUGGUAAGUGCCAAUUAACAGAGAAACAUAUUAAAAAGAAAUAAACAUUUGGUAGGUUUAUUUCUUUUUAAUAUGUUUUGCUUGUAUUUAGUAUCGAAUCAAAUACCGCGAUGCGCCUGACAGGUUCUAUUCUCAGACCUUCUAUUCUAUUCGUAUUACUUGAGUGGGGUUCUAUUUUACAGUUUGAAAGAAAGGAACGACAUGAACAUGAAAGAUAUAUUUAAUAUUUUAGUUCACAUGAGUGCCAUGAUGCUUAAGGUGCUGUUCAUGUCUGCACAGUAGAUAUAUAAUGAGAUGCAUGAUGCCUUUUAUAUUCGUAUAUGAAGCGAUAACCUGAAGGUCAGUCGCUAAUACAAUUGUCAUUUCUAUUGUUAUAAAAAAUAAUUAUUGAUGGAAGCACUAAUAAUUAUGUAAUUUACAGCUAAAACUCUACGAUCAUUAAUAGAUACCUAAAUAAAUAGUCUUAAGCAAUAUCUGUGGAUAUAAUUAUUAUUAGAGAACGUCUUUAUUUUGCCUGUUUGUAAAUUAUGUAAAACAAUAAAAAUUAA
Messenger RNA from Galleria mellonella (greater wax moth), 2647 nucleotides. RefSeq lists its product as uncharacterized. NCBI's taxonomy places the organism in Eukaryota, Metazoa, Arthropoda, Insecta, Lepidoptera, Pyralidae. The transcript has 9 exons. The record is from RefSeq and is a predicted model, not a curated record. The coding region runs from base 149 to 1591 and encodes 480 amino acids.